This is a messenger RNA of Mucor mucedo, 826 nucleotides long. Its product is annotated as trimeric LpxA-like protein. The record is from RefSeq and is a predicted model, not a curated record. The transcript is spliced from 6 exons. The coding region runs from base 83 to 649 and encodes 188 amino acids. NCBI's taxonomy places the organism in Eukaryota, Fungi, Mucoromycota, Mucoromycetes, Mucorales, Mucoraceae.
AACAUAUCUAUUUUUACCGUCGGGAACAACUAUUUUUUUUUUUUUCUUGUUUGUUUCUACCAAACAAAUUUUGUGAUUAAAGAUGGAGGCACCCAUUAAACAUUAUAACCGUGCCGAAUACAUUGAAACCGACACUGGAAACAAAGUCAGCAGAAAGUCUGUCAUUUGUGGAAGUCAAAAUAUAAUUCUAGGUGGAAAAACCAUUAUUCAAACAGACUGUGUUAUUCGUGGCGAUUUAAGAAGAACAGGUGGAGGUCAUGCCGUUGUAAUUGCAAUCGGUAGAUACUGUUUGCUCUCACAAAGUUCAAUCAUUCGACCUCCUUACAAGACCUACAAAGGCAUUUUCAGUUACUAUCCAAUGAAAAUUGGAGAUCAUGUUACCAUUGGCGAGGGAAGUAUUGUGGAAGCAGCUACAAUUGGAUCCCACGUCAAUAUUGGCAAGAAUUGUAUCAUUGGACGAUUUGCCAUUAUAAAGGACUGUUGUUGUAUCACGGAUAAUACCAUCAUCCCACCAAAUACCGUGGUACCUUCAUUCAGUGUCUAUUCUGGUUCACCAGGAAAAUAUCAAGAUGAAUUACCAGAAUGCACUCAAGAGCUUUAUGAAAACAAGACUAAAGAUUAUUAUGCAAAAUUCACACCUAAAGAUUAAUACCCCCCCCCCCCCCAGCACCUUCAAAAUCUCAGUUUAUUAUUAUACACUAAUAAAUUUGUAUAGAGAAAUAGAUUUAAUACGUAUGCUUUGCUUUUGAACAUAAACAUAAAACAAAGCUGCACUUGAUGUAUGCUACAGUGUAGAACAUUCGUGGCUGGUAAUUUUAAAUUCGUC